AGGAUUGAGGUGUGACAAGACCAAACGCGUGUUGAAACAUUCAGUCUUCCGUAUUCCUUCGAAUUUAUUUGACUCCGGCCGGUAAUACGUACAUUCGCGAAUACACUCUCGAAUAAUACAAUUCGAAAUAAAUAAUACGAUUCGUUAAACAGUUAAUACAAUAUAAGCUCACUGGCUGACGAUCUACGGAAAUAAACCGUGAAGAAUUAUUUUCGACACCAAUGGAACCUUUGACACGAAUCAUGUUUCGUAAGGCAGGAGGAAUUUCUAAAGGAAAACUUUUGAAUCUGUUCUGUCAGAACGAGAAGAACUGUCGUACGAUCACGUCGCAAGAAGUGUUCGAACGAGAAUCGAAGUAUGGCGCCCAUAAUUAUCACCCCCUUCCCGUUGCGUUAUGCAAAGCCGAGGGUGUAUUUAUGUGGGACGUCGAGGGAAAACGGUACUUUGAUUUCCUGAGCGCUUAUUCCGCCGUGAACCAAGGCCAUUGUCAUCCAAGGAUCUACAAGGUUCUGGUCGAACAGGCGAAGGUUUUAACCUUAACCUCGAGAGCCUUUUAUUCCGACACGUUGGGCAAAUUCGAGGAAUACGUUACGAAACUCUUCGGAUAUCAGAAAUGGCUGCCGAUGAACACUGGAGUGGAAGGUGGCGAAAUCGCGUGCAAAUUGGCGCGCAGAUGGGGUUACACGUGCAAAGGUAUACCGGACAAUCAGGCGAAGAUCAUUUUCGCUGAAGGUAAUUUCUGGGGGAGGACGAUGAGCGCCGUGUCCUCGAGCACAGACCCGACCAGUUACAAAGGUUUUGGGCCGUUCAUGCCCGGGUUCGAAAUAAUCCCGUACGACGAUCUGGAGGCGCUGCAACGAGCCUUGACCGACCCGAACGUCUGCGCUUUUAUGGUAGAGCCUAUACAAGGCGAGGCUGGCGUUGUAGUACCAAAGGAUGGGUACUUGAAAGGAGUCAGGGAACUGUGUACGAAAAACAACGUUCUAUGGAUAGCAGACGAAGUGCAAACUGGCUUGGCCAGGACGGGAAAACGGUUGGCCGUGGACCACGAGAACGUGAAACCAGACAUUUUGAUUCUUGGUAAAGCUCUUUCCGGCGGUUUUUAUCCGGUCUCCGGUAUAUUAGCUAACGAUCACAUAAUGCUGACCAUCAAACCUGGCGAACACGGUUCGACGUACGGCGGCAAUCCGUUGGGAUGCACGAUCGCCAUCGAGGCGCUUCGCGUGUUGGAGGAAGAAAAGCUGGCGGAGAACGCUGAUAAGCUCGGUCGGAUUCUCAGGGCCGAACUUGGAAAGCUGCCGAAGGACAUUGUCACUCUGAUCAGAGGAAAGGGACUUCUUAACGCUAUCGUGAUCAACGAGAAAAUCGACGCCAUGGACAUCUGCGUGAAGAUGAAGGACGCAGGCUUGCUCGCGAAACCGACGCACGGACAUAUAAUCAGACUGGCUCCACCGUUGGUCAUCAACGAAUCGCAAAUGCGAGAAUGCGUUGAUAUAAUUUCUAAAACUAUCAUCCAAUGCGCCAACGUUUAA
This is a messenger RNA of Colletes gigas, 1532 nucleotides long. Its product is annotated as ornithine aminotransferase, mitochondrial-like. The transcript has 5 exons. Gene Ontology annotation, cellular component: cytoplasm. NCBI's taxonomy places the organism in Eukaryota, Metazoa, Arthropoda, Insecta, Hymenoptera, Colletidae. Gene Ontology annotation, molecular function: L-ornithine transaminase activity; identical protein binding; pyridoxal phosphate binding. Bases 222 to 1532 code for a protein of 436 amino acids. The record is from RefSeq and is a predicted model, not a curated record.